GGGCCCAGGAGGCGGGCGCGCCUGCGGACGGGUCUUCCUUGGCCCAUGGCGCGGAGGCGGAGGACCCACACGCCAAGCACCUGUACACAGCCGACAUGUUCACGCACGGGAUCCAGAGCGCCGCGCACUUCGUCAUGUUCUUUGCGCCCUGGUGUGGGCACUGCCAGCGGCUGCAGCCAACGUGGAAUGACCUGGGAGACAAGUACAACAGCAUGGACGAUGCCAAGGUCUAUGUGGCGAAGGUGGACUGCACGGCCGACUCGGAUGUGUGCUCCUCCCAGGGGAUCCGAGGAUACCCCACCUUAAAGUUUUUCAAGCCUGGCCAGGAAGCUGUGAAGUACCAGGGUCCCCGGGACUUCCAGACGCUGGAGACCUGGAUGCUGCAGACGCUGAAUGAGGAGCCUACGACACCAGAGCCAGAAGCGGAACCGCCUCGAGCCCCUGAGCCAAAGCAGGGCCUGUAUGAACUCUCAGGGAGCAACUUCGAGCUGCACAUUGCUCAAGGCGACCACUUUAUCAAGUUCUUUGCUCCGUGGUGUGGUCACUGCAAAGCUCUGGCUCCAAUCUGGGAGCAGCUGGCGCUGAGCCUCGAACAUUCUGAAACCGUCAAGCUUGGCAAGGUGGACUGCACACAGCACUACGAACUCUGCUCUGGAAACCAAGUCCGAGGCUACCCAACUCUCCUCUGGUUCCGAGAUGGCAAGAAGAUGGAUCAGUACAAAGGCAAGAGGGACUUGGAAUCCCUAAGAGAGUAUGUGGAGUCCCAGCUGCAGAGCCCAGAGAGGGGAUCCGCUGAGACCAUGGAGCCUUCUGAGGCCCCCUUGCUGGCCGCCACGCCGGCCGCUGCUGAGGGCACUGUGCUGGCACUGACCAAGAAUAACUUUGACGACACUAUUCUGGAGGGGACCACCUUCAUCAAGUUCUACGCUCCGUGGUGUGGCCACUGUAAGAACCUGGCUCCGACCUGGGAAGACCUCUCUAAGAAGGAAUUCCCGGGCUUGGCCGCUGUCAAGAUAGCUGAAGUGGACUGCACUGCCGAGCGGGAUAUAUGCAGCAAAUACUCAGUAAGUAUCUGCAGGUGGACAUGACGUUUCAUACAGGAG
Molecule: messenger RNA, 1103 nt
Organism: Echinops telfairi (small Madagascar hedgehog)
Lineage: Eukaryota; Metazoa; Chordata; Mammalia; Afrosoricida; Tenrecidae
Gene: TXNDC5
Product: thioredoxin domain containing 5
Exons: 9
Coding region: 96-1088 (330 amino acids)
Biological process (GO): protein folding
Cellular component (GO): endoplasmic reticulum
Molecular function (GO): protein disulfide isomerase activity
Source: RefSeq, a predicted model, not a curated record